AUGUGUUUUUUUGGCGACAUCUAUUCGAUUUUAUAUUGGUGUACUUCGACAUCCAGCGAAACUGUCAUUCAAAACCGAAUCAAUGAAGCAUUGAAUUCGAUGCUUCUUGGACAAGUGGUAAAAUGGUUGUCCAAUACGUGUCGAAACGACCACACUCCAGAAGUCGCCGUUCGCGAAUAUUGUCGACAUUCGGCUGUGCAUUGGUUUCACACACCUGAACGGCAACGGAUUCUGGGCGCGGCUAUUGAUCUCGGCUUUGCAUGUUUAGUAUUUCAAGCAUCUGAUAAAACAACGAAAUGCUGGUCCAAUGAAGGUGAUAUUUAUCAAAAUAGGGAUGUGUAUUACAUUUUGAAAGGAUUAGAGGGCUUUUUUAAAGAUUAUCCCGAAUUAAUUUCCCUACCACGCUAUACGUUCGGUUCAUCCAGUGGCGGUAUAUUCUCCAGUGUAUUUGCCAUUAAUCAACAGUAUCCUAUCCAUGGACAAGUUAUAUACACUUCGAUCAUUCUCCCAGUGAUCUUGCACAAACAUAUAAAAAAUGGAAAUUAUCCGACAACAGUAUGGAUUCACAUGUUACGUGACAUUGAAUUUGCUUCGGCACAACGUAUUGAUAUGUCGAAAGAAAUUCUUCGGAAACAAAAUAUUUCAUGUACUUCGUUUCCUAUCGAACCAUCACAACUCACAUCGACGAUAUUUCAUGAUCGACAGCCUGUAAUCACUCAUGCUGCGUCACAAUUUCUCUACUCUCAAUUACGACAAUAUCGAUGGUUAAAUAACUACAACUACAUGCUCCAUAAUCCUCGACAGAAACUGACUUGGCAGGGAUUUCUGUUCGCUAUGGUGAUCAAUCAAACGAUGAGCAAGGAAGUAUUUGACAAUAUUCAUACACAUAAACCCGAGAUAUACGAAUUAUUAAAUACAUUUUAUGGUGAACAUGAAAUUAGCCAUGAACGGUCGUAUGAAGCUUUGAAAUGGCUUUUAGAUAAUUCAAACAAAUAA
Messenger RNA from Adineta ricciae, 996 nucleotides. The record is from the annotation of a GenBank genome assembly. Lineage: Eukaryota; Metazoa; Rotifera; Eurotatoria; Adinetida; Adinetidae.